AACAAAAAAUUGAUAUGCAAUCGUUUAAACAAGUAAAGGACUCUCAGUGAACCUCCAUAUAACCUCUCUUGAGUAGCUUUGUGUUUAUACUUGUGUUUGAGUGAGUUGAUUCUUAUUAAUAUUGUUAUUAUUGUGAGUAAAACAGUCUGAGAGUGAUAUAUGUAAUAAUUUGAUACAGGUAGAAAUGCCUAAGUAUUAUUGUGAUUAUUGUGACACUUAUUUAACUCAUGAUUCACCGUCUGUGAGGAAGACCCACUGCCAGGGAAGAAAACAUAAGGAUAAUGUUAAAUUCUACUACCAGAAAUGGAUGGAAGAACAAGCUCAACAGCUAAUUGAUGCUACUACUGCUGCAUUUAAAGCAGGAAAAAUAGCGGUUCCAGGUAAAACUGUAGGUGUAGGUGUACCUCCUCCUGGAGUUCCACCAAUUGGCCCUAAUGGAAUUGCACCAAGACCUCCACCACCAGGACCUGGACCAAUGAUGGGACCCCCUGGAAUGCCUCCCGGUAUGGGUCCAAUGAUGAUGGGACCCCAUGGACCAAUGCCGCCGAUGAUGGGAAUGCGACCUGGACCUCCUAUGAUGGGCCCUAUGGUUCCAAUGGGACCAGUCGGUCCUAUGGGUCCUAUGAGACCUCCUAUGAUGGCUGGUCCCGGGCCAAUGCCUACUAUGAAAAAGUAAUUAGAUCAUUUUUGUGAUAUGUUGUAUCAUUUCUUAUCCAAAGGACAAAAUGAAAGUUUUUUAAUUACUGUGUAAAAUAUGAGUGUUUCUGUAUUUCAUAUUUUACCAUUCACUAGUUCUUGCAAAUAAUUAUUGUUACUUUGUAAUCCUUUUAUUUAAUUCUUUUCUCAUAAGUCAUUUAAUAAACCUCCAAAUAUUGUAAACAAUAUUUAAAUGUUGUAAGCUAUAACAUUAUUACAUAUUUUAUUGUAUCAUUUAUUAGGUUAUGUGAAAGUAUGUUCCAAGUUAUAUAUAAAUC
Molecule: messenger RNA, 974 nt
Organism: Nezara viridula (southern green stink bug)
Lineage: Eukaryota; Metazoa; Arthropoda; Insecta; Hemiptera; Pentatomidae
Source: the annotation of a GenBank genome assembly